This is a messenger RNA of Haemorhous mexicanus (house finch), 913 nucleotides long. RefSeq lists its product as uncharacterized. NCBI's taxonomy places the organism in Eukaryota, Metazoa, Chordata, Aves, Passeriformes, Fringillidae. The transcript is spliced from 2 exons. Bases 38 to 733 code for a protein of 231 amino acids. The record is from RefSeq and is a predicted model, not a curated record.
GUCACACACACACACAGACACACGGACACACAGACACAUGGACAGGUCUCUGCAGGCCAGUGCACAGCUGCUCUCCCCUCAGCUCCAUCACAUUGGUUUUGUGGACACAGAGAAAGGCUGGGGCUUUAUGCUCACGUCCUGUAUCCGUGUGUGGGGUUUUCUUUCCAGUGCCCUGAAGGACAAUUCGGGAGUCCCCACAGGACAGCAAAGGGAGGAUGUGAAGGAACAGAUUUUGGGAGUGAAGGAUACCCAGCAACUGUCAAUCGUGAUCUCCACGAUCCCAGCCCGAUCCCCUGCCCCACAGCCCGGCCCCGCCGCUUCCGACGUGCAGAGAGCCGAGCGCCGCCCCGCACCCCCCGCGCUCGCCUCCCCUCCGUUCCCUGCCAGGACUCGGCGAGAGCCCGAGCGGCAGCGGCGCAGGGCUCAGCCCCGGGGCGGAGCUGGCGGCGGCCCAGAGGAGGCGGCACGGCCGCAGCAGAGCCGGGGCUCAGGGGCACAGCGAGGCUCGGCCGGCGGAGCGGCGGCAUGCGGCGGUGUCGGGGCGCGGGGCUGGCGGCGCUGGCCGCGCUGCUGCUCGUGGCGGUGGCCAGAGCCCAGGUACAGCAGCAGCCGUCCCUGGAAACCACCGAAGGCACCGGCAUCAACAUCACCUGCUCACAUCCCCAAAUCCAGAGCACCGAUUUCAUCUACUGGUACCGUCAGCUCCCGGGCCAAGGACCCUAACUCUUCUUGAGCAUUCACAAAGACUCCAAAGAGCUGCCGGACAAUGCAGGACGGCUGUCGGUGUCGGCAGACCGGCGUUCGAGCGCGCUGUGGCUCGCUGGGCCCCGGCGCGGGGACGCGGCCGUGUAUUACUGCGCGCUGGGGGACACGGCCAGAGCAGCCGGGGCUGCGGCCGGGCACGAACCGCCGC